UUUACGACAGCGAUGCAGUGCGUGAUAGUCAUAACAACACUAGAGCACGCUCCUGAUUUGCACCUACAGACAUCAAUUCGCUGUAAUCGGCAGCCUCAAAUAGGGUUCUUUCUAAAGGGCAAUAUUAAGAGUUACAGGCCGUUUAGGAUCACCUGCACGAGACAGAUUAAACAAAAACCCUCCGGAUUAUAAAUGACUCAUUGAAAUAAACAGGCAACAUAAUCUCUCUGCACCAGAGAAACUUUAAAUUCCCUAAAUGGGACUUGGCAGAUCUCAGUGUAGCUCAGGAGUAAAACGACAUUUUUGAACGCACCAUUUUAAUCACUUUCCAGACAGCUGAUUUGCAAAUUGCAUGUUGUCAGACUAAGGUCUCCCCCACUACGAUUUUUCCUCCCAACGCGUUUUGCUUUUUGCACAGGACUACCACGUUGCCUCCGGUUUUAAAUCCAGCAUCCUUUAUGCUAUAUGUGAAAUCUCUCCCACCCCUCCGUCCAUAAACUGGCUCGACUGAAGAGCAACCAACCCCCAGGCACUAAAUGCACCAUGAUCAGGAGUGCUGCGUUUACUUCCUUACAGGAGGAAACCUCAGCGGACUGCAUUGCCAUUUGGAAGAUGAAUAGCUGGACAAAGUUGUUUUUCUUUUCCGGUCGCCUGGAUCAACUGUCCCCGCCUCCUUUCCCUCCCACCCAAACCCCUAGUCUGGAGCUUGUGUGGUACGUUCCGCACGUGAGCUGGGUGCUGGUCUGGCUGGCGACGCGCGUGCCCUGUGGCCAAACACUGAUCAGUGAGUGCAAACUACCAGCACAGUGUGUGACUGUGAGUGUAUGAGUGGGAGAGAAAGAGAGAGAGAGAGAGGGGAGGGAGACAAACUGCUUCACACUUUCCCUAGUGCACAAGAGAGACAGAGGCUGCAUGUGCACAGUUUUGCUCAAAGAUCUCCAAAGACUCUCAGCAUCCCACAGAUUCAAUCAAAAGCAACAACAAAAAAUCAGCUGUUGUCAAACAUGGAUGAAGGAAUCCCUCGUUUGCAAGACAGGCAGUUGCUAGAACAUGUGGAUUUUAUAGGACUGGACUAUCCAUCCCUGUAUUUGUGCAAACCCAAAAGAGGCAUGAAAAGAGAUGAGAGUAAGGAAACAUACAAACUGCCACAUAGAUUGAUAGAAAAGAAGAGGCGAGACAGGAUUAAUGAAUGCAUUGCUCAGCUAAAAGAUUUAUUGCCUGAGCAUCUGAAAUUGACGACAUUGGGGCAUCUGGAGAAAGCUGUAGUUUUGGAAUUAACUUUGAAACACUUGAAAGCUUUAACAGCCUUAACGGAGCAACAGCAUCAGAAUAUAAUUGCUUUACAGAAUGGGGAGCGGUCUAUGAAGUCCCCCAUUCAGUGCGAUCUGGAUGCUUUCCAUUCGGGAUUUCAAACGUGCGCCAAAGAAGUCUUGCAAUACCUCUCCAGGUUUGAGAGCUGGACUCCCAGAGAGCAGAGAUGUGCCCAGCUCGUAAACCAUCUGCACGCGGUUUCCACUCAGUUCUUACCCAGCCCCCAGCUGUUGACUCCACAGGUCCCCGUGAGCAAAGGAUCCUCCUCCUCCUCCUCCUCCUGUGCACAAGAUCGCACCGGGCAAAAGCUGGAGGCUCAGACUAACUGCGUCCCGGUCAUCCAGCGGACUCACCCGCCCGUGGAGCUCGGCGGGGAGAACGACACCGACACGGAUAGCGGCUAUGGGGGGGAGAGCGAGGGCCGGCCGGAUCGAGAGAAAGGCCAGGCGGCGGGGCUGCCCGGCCUGACGAUCAAACAGGAGCCGGCCGCGGACGAGGCCCCAGCGCCCAAAAGGCUGAGGCUGGAUUGCAGCAGCAGCGCCACCCUCCCUGCUGCCGCCGCCGCCGCCGGGCUGAGCCCGGAUCACCAGGCAGCGGCCGCCCUGCUGAGACCCGACGCCGCCCUGCUCAGCUCCCUCAUGGCCUUUGGCGGGGGCGCGGCUGCUUUUGGCCAGCCAGCCGCCGCCGCCGCCCCCCUUUGCCUGCCCUUCUACUUCAUCUCCCCCUCCGCGGCCGCGGCCUACAUGCAGCCCCUGCUGGACAAGAGCAACCUGGAGAAAUAUCUGUACCAGGCCGCCGCCCCCAUCCCUUUGCUCUACUCCGGAAUCCCGGCCCAGGCCGCCGCCGCCUUCCCCUGCCUGUCCUCGGGGCUGGCGCCGGCUGAUAAAGCGAACGCAGCCGCCGCCGCCGCCUCGGCCCUUCUGCCCCUUGACCUGGUCUCCCCUGGGCAGCACCUGCCCCAUCUCUUCGCUGCCGCCUGCGAGACCGGGCCCAGCCUGGACAGUGACCUUCCCUCCCCGGAAGAUCUUCUGCAGCCCGGAAAGGAAAGCCCCUGAACUGGGCUACAGGACAUAGAAGUCAGCCCACCCAUGCUCCCGAGUAGGGAGGAAGAAGGAUCCCACCCUAAUGAAUAAGAACAGCAACAAUCAGAAACAGCCCACCCACCCACGUCGUGGUUUUUAAGGGGAAAGUGUAAUAGGUCUGCACGAUGUUUCUGUUGUGGUUGUUUCAUUUCUUUGGUGUUCUCUCCUGCUGCGUUUCUUCCCUCACCCCCACCCAACUCUGCUGCUGUAAAAAAAGAUCCUUUGCAUUUCUGUGUUUCACAGAGAAUCACAAAUUGUCUCCACAUUUACCGAAAGGGAGCAAAUAGAAAUAGGCUUCAAAUCAACGUUUUGUAAGCCAGAGGGUCAGAUUCAGUUUCUGACCCAAAGUGUCAGUGACGUCUGAAAGUGGGUAGGCAAAAAAAGUUGCCCUGGGAGCCACAGACUAUGGUUAUGGCCUCUCUAGAGAUGUGUAUUAAUAAUAAUAUAUAGAAGCAAAUGAAGAUCAUACAGUAUCUGACUCCAAGUAGGGUGGAGAUGCUUGAGAAUCUUUAAGGAUUAAAUUUGCUACUCAGUAUUUUUUUAAUGUUUGGCUUUAUAAAUGCAUAAAUAUGUUUAAAAACAAAAAAGAAAAAAUAGUAAGGAUACGCUUUUCUCUCAAGUAAACGUCGCACCUUAUUUUGAAAUGUUUUUCUGUAGUAUAUGUUCCACUUAGUAAUUUGCACUUGUUUAAAGAGACUUGGAUUGGUUCAUUGUCAGAAUGGGGGAGAGGGGACAGAAAGAGAAGGUGAGUUUUAGGUACAUACAUUUGCACUUUAUUGAGAAAUGGACCAUGAAUGAAUUGACUGUUGAGCCCAGUCCUUCAGUGCUUUGAGUACCCAGAGUUGCUAAUGGCUUCAGUCAGAGUUUUGGAUGUGCAAGGAAUAGAGGAUCAGGCCCAUGCUAUGAUUUCUUCUUAGCUAAGGUAUAGAGGUAUGGCAAGUGCAUUUGUCCUUAUUUAAUUUCAGUAUUUUCCUGAGUUUUUAUAACCUUGCUUUAUAAAACAAACAUUUCUGCACUGAACUACAAAAACAAAAUAAAUAACUGACAACCCUGAACUAAUUUUAUCCCAAAUUAAAAACUGGAGGAAAUUAUUAAACAUCUCAGUUUUUAAUUGGAAAUGCUUAGAAGAUAUGGGAUAAGGUCCCAUGCAGUCCUUCUGUCUCCAAAUAUCGUGAUUUCCCUUUCUGGAGACUGUACAGAUGCCAGAUAAUCACACAGAUAAAGCUUUAUUAAUAAGGCUUAAAACAAGACCUUGCCUAGAUAUUUUUAGUUUGUUGCCAAGGUAGCACUGUGAGAAAUCUCACUUGAAUGUUAUGUAAGAGGUGAGACACAACUGUCUGAUGGAGUGAAUAAGUAUCCUGGGUCUGUUAGUCAGUUUGAUUGCAUUUGCUGCUGCUGUUGCUACUGUUUGCCUCAAACGCUGUGUUUAAACAACGUUACAAAAAAAUCUUACUAGCCUGCAGAAUGGCUGUAUGUAAAUAGUUGUUAAUACAUCCAAUUAAUGAUGUCUGACAUGCUAUUUUUGUAGGGAGAAAAUGUGUUUAUGAUAUUUUGAGUUAAAUAUCUUUUGGGGAGGAUUUGCUGAAAAAAGUUGCACUUUUGUUACAAUGCUUAUGCUUGGUUCAAGCUUAUGCUGUCUUAAAUUAUUUAAAAAAUAAAUACUGUCUGCAAGAAAACAGCUGUUUUAGAACAGUUUAGUAUGUGAUAUAUUAGAAAUCAAUCUUUAUAAUUCAGUAUUUUCCAGCACUCCACAAAUUCUAUUAUCUAAAUAUUUACACACUAUUUUGUGAUUUUAAAAAAGUCUUACUAAGGAAUAAAAGCUUUAAUACACAACAUGGGUUUGUCUAGUAAUUAAAAAUUUCUAGAUUAAUACAGCAUAAUGGAUGCAUAGAAACCUUAAAAAUGUCUAGUUGUGUGAAUGUAGAUAGCAAUUUAUUUUGUUUAUGAAUAUUUUAAAGAUGGUUUUGCAUUUGCUUACUUUCCUUUGACUGAGUUUUAAUUAAUUGUAUUUUAUAGUGUGUACAUUACACAAAGCACUGCAUAAAGCAUGCAUGCGCACACAUUUCUAAUUAUAUUUUAAAUUGUUCUAUACUUUUUUGCAGUAUAUUCAUUCUACAUUUUAAAAUGAUAAAAUGUAACAUAAUUCACACUAUAGAUACUGUACAUCUUUAGUAAUUGUCCACAAUUAUUAGACUUUAAUUAUCAGAUUUUUUAUGACAGGUUGAUGACAUUAGUUUCAUAAAUGUUAGGGAAAUAAUGUAUAUCUGAAACUGGAAAUACUGUAAAAAGCUCAAUUUUAUAGGGACACAAUCAAGUAUGGGAAAAUAUUCCUCUAAAGACUUUGACAGUUUUAAUAUUGAUGAGAUUUGGAGCAUUAUCCUGUUCAUGAGAAAAUAAUUUUUUAAAAAGUAGGGAGAGUUUAUGUAAGAUAUAAAUAUAAAAACAAUGUUUUGUGCUCCCUCUACUGGUUCUUCAGUACCAAGUACCAAUUAACAAUCAAGGUGUUUUCAUAGCUGCACUGACAUUGGAUCAAGCUGGAGUACAAAUAAAGUAGCAAAUUUUCAAAAAAAAAAAAAAAAAAAAAAAAGAGUGGUGGGGUGGGGUGGGCAUGUUAAUUUCAAUCUCCCUUAGAAAUAAGGGAAUAAAAUAAAGAAUUCAGGUAACAUGUUUUUUUAAACAACUCAGAUGGUAUUACAAGAUUACAGAUGGUAUUACAAGCAAGUAAGUCUACAUAGUUUUAUAGUAAACCUAAGCUAAACUAAUUCACUAUAGACAGCUAGAUGAACCAAUUAAUGAUAUAAAACUAUGUAUACAUUUUCAUUACUUGUAAUGUCUUCUGAGAGUUUAUCUUAAAGUAUUAAUAAUGGACCAGAUCCUGCAACCAGGUGUAAGUAAUCCUGUUGAAAACAGUUAUUCAUGGGUUUGAUCCAGAUCCCACCAAAGUCUGUGGAAAGACUGCCAUUGACUUCAGUGGUCUUUGGAUCAGGUUCUUUGCCUGGGAUUUCAAUCCAGUCAGAGGAGCGAAAUUCAAUUAGGCUUUCAUUAAACACAAAAAUACUCAACCUGUCUCAAUGGGUGGGCGAAAUUUAAUGGGGCUUGUGGUGAAAGGAAACAGUCCUAGCAGCAAGAGAGGGAGACUCCUACCCAUAGGAGUCUCUGGUACUCUGGCCAGCUAGGAGAGAGGGUGCUAAUUGGCCAGCAUACCUCAGCUUCUGGGAUUUAACCUAGAACGGGGCCCAUAGGGAGCCCCUUUCAGCUCCAUUCCAGCAGCCCCAUGCUACCCACCCUGAACUAGGAAUGGGAAUCUGGCCUGACAGAUGCUAUGGAUCAAGCCAAUUGUUGGUUUGGGGGUCAGGAAGGAUCUUUUUCUCCCAUGGAUCAAUUGGCAGUGGACGAGAGAACUUUUCACCUUCAAGCCACAGUGGAUUAAGUAGGAAUGUGCUUAGUACCUAAACAAGGUACUGGGGGUUGAGUUCUUAAUUCAUUGCAACUUGUGGUCAGUUUCCAGUGCUCUUAAGAGGAUAAAAUGAACAGUUCCCAGAGCUCCAAGACCUGGGAUUUUGGAGAUGGGCCUUGGGCUCAUGGGAUAGAGUGAAACCUUGUGGCCUUCGCGGGCUGAGGUCCCCGCCCUUCUGCAUCUAGCUGUCUAUAGUGAAUUAAUUUAGCUUAGCUUUAUUCUGUACCCCUCACUGGGCAGAAGGUGUUAGGGCUCAGAAAGCUGUGUCCUGGGAGUUAGACUGAGGAGAGCCUGCCCCAACCUAUGGGUUAUCUGGUAGGAGCCUUGUAAAGCCUUAGCUUUAUUUGAAUAAAUUCUGUUUUCAUGUUUUCUUGCAGUUAAAAAAAUAAACAUGAAAUGAAACUGA
Messenger RNA from Caretta caretta (loggerhead turtle), 6256 nucleotides. RefSeq names its product basic helix-loop-helix family member e41 (gene BHLHE41). The record is from RefSeq and is a predicted model, not a curated record. Gene Ontology annotation, molecular function: protein dimerization activity; DNA binding. Lineage: Eukaryota; Metazoa; Chordata; Testudines; Cheloniidae. Gene Ontology annotation, biological process: regulation of DNA-templated transcription.